Messenger RNA from Lachancea thermotolerans CBS 6340, 1242 nucleotides. It is a transcript of the gene YLH47, whose product is annotated as Ylh47p. The record is from RefSeq and is a predicted model, not a curated record. Gene Ontology annotation, biological process: intracellular monoatomic cation homeostasis. Gene Ontology annotation, molecular function: ribosome binding. Lineage: Eukaryota; Fungi; Ascomycota; Saccharomycetes; Saccharomycetales; Saccharomycetaceae. The transcript has a single exon. Bases 1 to 1242 code for a protein of 413 amino acids. Gene Ontology annotation, cellular component: mitochondrial inner membrane.
AUGUUUAUAGUGAAGUAUAGACCACCAGUUAUUUCAAGAGUCGGCAGACGUACUGCUGUACUGAAACUCGGGAUCACCCCCAGGACUUACACCUCGCAAGUCCCCAAUCCAUCCAAAAAGCCCACUGAGUUGGCCAAGGUUGAUCAGGAUGCCGUCAAGCUUUCUCUUUGGGACAAAGUCAAACAUGAAGUGCAUCACUACUGGGACGGCACUAAGCUCCUGGGCCUGGAAAUGAAGAUAUCAUUCAGGCUCCUCAUGAAGACCGCGGCUGGUCACCAGUUGAGUCGCCGUGAAACCUUACAGCUAAAGAGAACCACACAAGAUGUUGUACGAUUAGUCCCUUUCUCAGCAUUCGUGCUCGUGCCAUUUGCAGAAUUGCUGCUGCCUGUCGCUUUGAAGCUAUUCCCAAACAUGUUGCCCUCAACAUAUGAGUCUAAAAAAGACAAGCUUUCCAAGCUGACGAGCUUACGCCAGACCCGUGGCCUUGUUUCUAGCAUCAUAAAGGAGCAGAACUCUCACUUUAAGCCCAACGACAUUAACGACGAGCAAAAGCUCGUGUUCAACAGCUUUUACAAACAUGUGCGUGCUACUGGAGAGCCGGAAUCUCGUCAACAACUAAUCCAUGUCGCACGUCUAUUCAAAGAUGACACCGUGUUAGACAAUGUUACGAGGCCUUAUCUGGUCGCACUAGCAAAGUACAUCAACUUGCAGCCCUUUGGAACGGAUGUGAUGCUUCGUUACAGAAUUCGCUUUAAGAUGUUGGAGCUCAAAAAAGAUGACUUCGCCAUAUUCUACGAAGGCGUACAGUCUUUGGACUCUGCUGAGUUGCGUACUGCCUGUGCAUCUCGUGGUAUCCGUAACUUGAAUGUCGAGGACUCUGUGCUUCGUGACAACCUAAGUAUUUGGUUGAACAUGCGGCUGAAGGACAAGAUCCCCUCUACCUUACUCAUCAUGGCUACUGCUUACACCUACGGUGAUGUCAGUUCCAAAAAAACACUGUACGAUGCGUUGUGCGACGUCUUGAGUGGUAUUCCCGAUGAGCUGUAUCACGAAGUCAAGGUCAACGUUGUGGAGGAAGAAAAUGCUACUAGUAAAUCUAGAAUGGCCCAAAUCAAAGAGCAAGAGGAGAUCAUGAAGGAGGAAGAACAGCAGGAGAAAGAUGCACUUGUGAGAGUCAGGGAUGAGUUGAAUCUUGAUGAUGUCGACAAGCAAGCGCAACUUCAAGAUAAACGCCGCGAUUAA